AUGAAGUGGAAAUCAAGGAAGGUGAAACGAAAGGAAGCCAGAAGGCAAAGGAAAGCCAGAAUAGAUGCAUAUCACAGAAGGAAGUCAAUCAAGCAGACAUUGGUACAGGAGCAGUCAAGUCCUUUGAAGCAGGAAAAAGAGGUAAUCCAAGGCAGGGAACCUGAGAAGGAACCCUCUGUUGAUGUACCUCAACCACUAUCCAAAGGAAAACAGGGAAGGAAGGGAAAUGUAAAGAGUGCAAAGAAAGAGAGAAAGAAGAAUAUUCUUGACUUUGAAGCACGUAGGAGGCAGAAUUUUCUUGAGGAUAAUGAAAAGGAAGAGCGACACAUAAGAUUAUUGGAGAGGAAGCUUAGAUUGAAUAGACGGAAGGACAAGACAAAGUUGCCCAUGUCUUUUGUUGCCGAUGGCUUGGACUAUCUUUUAGACGUAUGUGAAUCUCAUGAUGAGAGAGCACCAAUGAAAGAUCAUCCACCAGCAGCUAAACAUGAUGAAGAUAUGGAUCAGUGUAAAGGGAGUGAUAUGGAGGAAGCAAUGAUUGAAGAUUAUGAUGAUGCAUCAAAUGAGGAAAGUGAUAUAGAAAGUGAGGGGGUUGUGGGGAAUCUUUUGGAAGAAGGAGAAAGUUCAGACAGUGAUGACAACCAACACAGGGAAGUUCAAACUAUAAAUGAUUUUGGAUCAAAUGCAGGAAGUAGAAGAGGUGACAAAGAUUCAGCAGUUAAGGAAAAUGUAAUUGAUCGACAUCUGGAAAAAGAAAUCAGAGCCCUCAUCAACCGUAUGAGUGAGAGUAAUAUGACAAGUAUUGCAUCCAAGUUGGAAGACUUCAGUCAGAUACAUGGUCGACAUUCUGUCAGCCUCUUGUUGAUGCAACUAACCUUGUCAAGCAUAAUUAUUGAUGGCACUGUACCUGAACGUCUUAUUAUGGAGCGAGCUCUUUUGGUAGCCAUUCUUCAUGCUCAUAUAGGUAGUACUUUGGCAAGAAUCCUCCUUGAUGCACUUCUUGAUGUUCUCACUGAAGCCACUAGCAGCAUCAGGCGAAAAAAUGCCAUUCUCCUAUUGUCAUAUCUCUAUAAUUUCAAAGUUGUGGACAAAGAUUUUCUAUGGGAUUAUGCAUCCAGUCUGUUAGAAACCUUUGAGGAAGAUGACAUUGAUGCACUUUUGGUUAUCUUGAGAUGCUCUGGAAUGACCUUCAGGGAAGGUGAUCCUUUAGCACUCAAGAAACUCAUCUUGCAAGCUCAAGAAAAAGCUUCCAGUGCUUCUCCAGGAAAUUUUCGAGUCAAGUUUAUGCUGGAAAUCUUGACAGCCAUUAGAAGCAACAAUGUGAAGAAGAUACCAGACUAUGAUCCAUUGCUCUUAGAGAAUGGAAGAAAGGUGUUAAGUCGUUCUAUCCGAUCAGGAGCUUAUAAUGAACCUAUUAGUCGGAAGCAGGAUGUCAGUGAAGUUCAAGCUGACGAGUCAAGUCCACAAAAGUCAACACUUGAUUCAAGUGAGAGUCAUCUCUUGCAGCUAUCAAGAUCUCAACGGCUCAAUACAGACAUUCGACGGAAGAUUUUCUCCAUCUUAGUCAGUGCACAGGAUUAUCUUGAUGCAUAUGAAAAACUAAUGCACCUUGGACUCCGAAAGAACCAAAAGCGGGAGAUCAUCCACAUCCUGGUGUCCACCUGCAUCCAAGAGAAACCCUACAAUCCAUAUUAUGCAUAUCUUGCUGAACAUCUAUGCUCUGCUGACCGUCACUUUGCUGUGACUCUGAGAUUUACUCUCUGGGAUCGAAUCAAAGAGCUGGGCAAUGCAAGAAAAUUCCAGAGGAAGAACUUGGCUGGGUUUAUGUCACAAAUAUUGUUGGCUGGCAGUCUUCCCCUCUCAGUGCUAAAGGUGGUAGAUUUCUCCCAGCUGACUGAAGUUGUGAAAGAGCUCUUAUCUCAAGUGAUGAUGCAUAUUCUGAAAUGUGACAAUGAGGAAGUUUGGAGAAAUGUAUUCCUCAGGAUCUCCAAAGGAGGAAGACUGCAGCUCUUGAGAGCCAGUCUGCGGCUUUUCCUGAAGCACUUUCUUUUGCCUGAGGUUGAUGAAGAGUCUCUUCAAAGGAAGAUCAAUGUUGCUAUUGAAUUGCUUGAAGUAUACUUCAUAGAUGAUGAGGUGUGGUCCAUUCAGUCCUUUAAUGGUGGAGUCAACCAAGAUAAAAGGAUCAUGAUGUUGAGGACAUUCCUCUCCCUCUCACUGCUGGCCUAUGCCAGUGGAUCUGAGUCCUCGUUUUCAUCUGUGAUAUCGUUCUGUGAGGCAUGGCAACUUCCUGAGAAAUGCCACUGCGAUGAGAAGCUUGAAGGCAUGAUCAGCCUGCAAUGCUCCCUCCCACUUUCUGAUUCUGCUCUAGUUGUAUCUCUUCCACAGAAGCACAUAGAGUCCCUGGUGCACCUGCAGGUGAUUGGAACUACCUUCACCACCUUCAACUUGAGUACAUUCCGAGUCUUCAAGAAUCUUAAGUCUAUUGCAUUUAUUGAUGACCAUUUGGAUGAGGAGAGCCCCCUGCAGCUGCCAUGCACCUCUGACUUCCCUCAGCUACAAUCUCUGAUACUCCGAAACAACACCAUUCGUAAUAUACAUCUUCAGUGUUCCAUGAAGAACUUAGAGCAACUGGAUCUGUCUUACAAUUUGAUAUCUCACUUGCCACCAUCACUUAUUGAGGAAUUACCAGCCCUCAAUUCAUUGAAUCUCAAAGGAAACAUAUGGGGAUGCAAUUCUAAUCUCUUGUGGCUGGUGGAAAUUCACUCUGCAAAACCUGGCCUCCUUGUGGAUGCAGAUUCUCUUGAAUGUUCCCAUCCAUAUGAAUAUAAGCCCCUUCUCAAAAGUCUCAAGUUCAUACUGGAUGCCAAGAGGGAAUGCCCAUCAGAUCCCCCAUAUGGCUGUGAAUGCACUGUUCCCCGGAUCAUCCCAUUGUCCAAUGGGACACUCAUGCCUUUGGUCUAUGUUAAUUGCUCCCACCGAGGCCUGCAGCAAUUCCCUAACAAGCUUCCUGACUAUGCUGUCACUCUUCACAUGGAACACAACUUGCUGACAAGGUUUGAUGGGAUGAAGGACAUUCAAAACUUCACCCAACUGGUGAAUCUAUACAUGGAUUAUAAUCAGAUUGAAGAGGUGGAGCACCUGGAAGGGACCAGCUUUGCUGAGAACUUCCGCCUCCUUAGCCUCAAGGGGAAUCGCCUGAAGCAGAUCCAGACUCAUGUGCUAAGGAGCAUUCUCCUACAUAACAUCAAUGCUCAUUCCUUGUAUCUGAGUGAAAAUCCAUGGCAGUGUGAUUGCAUCUUCACACCAGACUUCCAGUUCUUCAUAGCAGACUUUCAGAAAGUGCUACAUGACAAGUUGGCCAUUCGAUGUGAUUUGAGCAAGACUGACCCUAAUGCUGGGAAGCAGAUAGCUCGGCUUCCACUGGAGGAGAUCUGUGAGCCUGGUUGGGAGAUCCAUUAUCUGGACAUUCUCAAUGGGGUCAUGGCUUUUCUCAUCAUCAUCAUCCUCAUCAAAGUCACCUAUGACUGGUACUUCUAUCGCAAGAUGAACCGCAUCCCCUGGCUGGCCAAGAGGAUGCCGUGACCACAUGAAACCAGUGUGCAAGUUUCUCCUAGUCAUGGAAACCCAGGUGCCAUUGCAUCACUGCUUCACAAUACUCAUUGUAUCCACUAUUUUGUGUCUCUUGUUUCUAUUAUCUUUCACAUCUUUGUGAAUUUGAUUUACCCUGACAAUAAAUGUCCCAC
This is a messenger RNA of Darwinula stevensoni, 3740 nucleotides long. Lineage: Eukaryota; Metazoa; Arthropoda; Ostracoda; Podocopida; Darwinulidae. The record is from the annotation of a GenBank genome assembly.